GGAAUUUGGUUAUGUUUAUCAGAUUUUCAGAUUUUGACAUUAUAUUUAUUUGAAAACAUCCAUCAGUUAUUUUAAUAUUAAUCGUGGUGCAGCUUCCAUUGUGCAAAAAAUGAAUGCAAACAUCUAAAGGAAACCAAUGAAGUAUUAAGUAACAUUCCUUAAGUUACAUAAAUCUCUUGUUGCAACUUCUCCUAUUUCCUCACCAUCAUGCCGAAAUUUUUCUCAGAUUCUAUUAUUUUCAAUUACACAUGGGACCAAGUUGCGCAGGGCUUUUGGAAGAGGUAUCCAAAUCCAAACAGUAAGCACGUGCUGACGGAAGACACGGUUGUAAGAGAAGUACGAGCAGGCAAACUAUUUUCCAAGCGUCUUUUGAGCAAGACCAACAGCAUUCCAAAAUGGGCCGAACGAUUCUUCCACGCAAAGUCUGUAAAUAUUAUAGAAGAGAGCAUCGUCGAUCCUGUUAACAAGAUUCUUGUUACUUAUACCAGAAAUUUGGGCUUUGUUAAAGUUAUGAGUGUGACGGAAAAAGUCAUUUACAAGGAAAGUGAAGAGCACCCAGGGAAAACCGUAGCCUUAAGAUACGCUUGGAUAGACUCCCAAGUGAAGGGUUUCAGUCGAGCAAUUUGUGCAUUUGGGUACGACAGGUUCAAGAAAAAUUGCAAUAAAAUGGUAUCUGGUUUCAACCAUGUGCUGGCAAAUUUAUAUUCCUCUCACAGUCCAAUACCUUCGUCGUACGCCACUGUAAAGACAACAACAAAACUUAAAGAUGCAGCUAAAAAUGCAUCGGAAUUGGCCAAGUCUAAAGCAGCUCCAAUAUAUGCUUCAUUACAUCCCAAUCAAUCAUAAGCAGUACAGUUGUAACAACAUUGCCACGUUGACACCACUAUAUUGACUCUAAAUGUAUAAAAUUUUUCAGUAAAUAGGCUUUUCUUUCUGUACAUUAAAAAAUGAAGUAACUGUUAUGAAAUUCGUUCUUAGUUGAUAACUGAAGGAAAAUGGUUUAAUUGAUUAGCGCUUAUUUUCAUACAUUUUUAAGUAAAAUAGCCCGAGAGGAUAAAUUAGAUUAGUCUAGAUUCCAAUGUUGUUAUAUCAGGUUUUUAUUGUUCAAUGUCGAGGAAUUUAGCUUAAAUCUUUCAAAUACUUUUGAUAUAUUUUUUAUUGAACUAGUCAUACCAAUUAGUGUAUUAUGAUGUUUGUAAUACUUUUAUUAUUAAAUUCAUUUUUGUAAAUAUUUGUUACCCGGGAAAGUAGAUAAUUUUAUUAAAUUAUGAUUUAAAACUCGAAAAACAGGGAAUAUUUCGAUAUGUUCGAUUGUAUUUAAUAUAUCAAUUAAAACAUGUGUAUUUACAAAUGAAAUGUAUAACUAUCAUCAAUUUUAAUGCAUUUUUUACUCUCAACAAUUUAGUUAACAAUAGGAAUUUGGAUAUUAGUUAGGUUUUUAAAUUACCUGUAACAAUAGAAAAUAUAAACAUGUAUCCAAUACUAUAAAUAAAAUAAAACUAUCACCUAUUCUUAACGAUUCCAGUAUUUCAAAGAUAUCCUCGUUUAAAUGAUGAUGAUAAAGGGAAAAGUAGUGCUCUAGCGAACCUCCAGCUGCUUGCAUAAUUAUUUCUGGUCCCCCAGGAUGUUCAUCAAUGUAAUCUGUAAUAUCG
This is a messenger RNA of Phyllotreta striolata, 1652 nucleotides long. NCBI's taxonomy places the organism in Eukaryota, Metazoa, Arthropoda, Insecta, Coleoptera, Chrysomelidae. The record is from the annotation of a GenBank genome assembly.